Messenger RNA from Cryptomeria japonica (Japanese cedar), 1614 nucleotides. RefSeq lists its product as uncharacterized. Lineage: Eukaryota; Viridiplantae; Streptophyta; Pinopsida; Cupressales; Cupressaceae. The record is from RefSeq and is a predicted model, not a curated record. The annotation marks the transcript as partial. The transcript has a single exon.
AUGGCCCGAUGUUUCUUCCUUAGGAAGACCGCCUCUGAAGUUGAGAAUCGCAUCUCCAAUUUGGCCAUUCACAACCGUUCUUCUCGGCGGCUUUCUUUCGAUGAACGGAAAUUACUCGGACUCGGAAUCAAAUUCAUUCCUCGUCCUCCUCCUAUGUCCGUUCCUGAUCUACACAAGGAAUUCAGAGCAUUUGCCAGGCUUUUACGUCUUCGUGCCUUUUUUGGGCCUGAUAAUCAGCCUUCCAGCUUUUCUCCUCUUGCCUCUGGAGUUUUUCCUCAUCGUUUCCGCCAGAAGAACCCCUUUUGGCACCCUGAUGAGCCUAACUUUCAGCUUGAGGAGAUUAUCCGCUCUGCAGAAUCUAUUUUUCAGACUCGCGUGGCUUCUUGUUCCUUCUCCAGGCGUCCUCCCCUUCCUGUUAGACUUCUCAAAAGUCUUAAAGAUCUGAGGAAUGAUCCUUCUAUUGUUAUCAAACCUGCAGACAAGAAUUUGGGGUUAGUUGUUCUGGAUACUUCUUGGUACAAAUGCGAAGGUCUCCGCCAGCUUUCUGAUCCUCUUGUGUAUCUUCGAGUUGAUUGUGUUCCUUGGAAACUUAUUUGGAGCAGACUUACUUUCAUCAUUGAGAAGAAUAUUUCCUUCUUGAAACCUGUUUCCAGUUUCCUUUUGAAGAAUCCUGCUUCUUCUGCCAGAGCUUGUGCAUUCUACCUACUUCCUAAGCUUCAUAAGCCCGUUCUUGUCGGUAGACCCAUUUGCAGCUACACAGGCUACAUGUUGGAACCCGCCUCGAAGUUUCUUCAUCUUCUUUUGUUUCCGAUCCUUUUGCAACAGCAGUCUCAUCUUCCCGACUCUCUCUCUCUUCUUCGUGAUCUAGAUCGCAAACCAUUUCCUCCUGGUUGCAUCUUAUUCACUUUUGAUGUUGAAUCUUUAUAUCCGAGCAUUCCUACCACUGAUGGUCUCAUUGCUCUUCGAGAGAUGGUCACUGAAUACUUUCAGGUUCAGAAUUUUAAUUUGGGACUGGUUGACUUGAUUAUGGAGCUUGCUGAACUUGUUCUUCGUGAACAUUAUAUUGAGUUUGAUGGUAUCUUCUACAAACAACUCAGGGGCACUGCCAUGGGUAGCAACUUCGCUGUAGUCUAUGCCUGCCUUUUCCUUUGCCAUUUGGAAAAGCGCCUCUUUUCUCAGUAUGAUUGCUCCAGUCUCGCCUUCUUCAAGAGGUUCAUUGAUGAUGCUUUGGGAGUUUGGACAGGUGAUGAAUCCUCCUUGCUUGAUUUCUUCUCUCAGUACCAGAGUUUCUACCCAGAGAUCAAGAUCACUCCUUCAGUAUCCUCCUCUUCUGUGGAUCUCCUCGACAUUACCUUCUUCAAAGGAGUCCGUUUCAGUGCCUGCGGUGUUCUUGACACCAAAUGCUACCAGAAACCUCUUAAUGCCUACCAGUACAUCCCGUACUAUUCUUGGCAUCCUCCUCAUCAAAAGAAAUCCUUCAUUUUGAGUGAGCUUAAGAGAUACCUCCUCAGAGAAUCAGAUCCCUUCAGCUUCAUGAGGCUUCGGAAACAGUUUUAUUCCAGAUUGCGUGCUCGUGGAUACCCGAAGAAGUUUCUUCUCUCCUGCUUCAGAUUG